Messenger RNA from Raphanus sativus (radish), 3415 nucleotides. RefSeq names its product histone-lysine N-methyltransferase ASHH2-like. The record is from RefSeq and is a predicted model, not a curated record. Gene Ontology annotation, molecular function: protein binding; zinc ion binding; histone H3K36 methyltransferase activity. Gene Ontology annotation, cellular component: nucleus; chromatin. NCBI's taxonomy places the organism in Eukaryota, Viridiplantae, Streptophyta, Magnoliopsida, Brassicales, Brassicaceae. Gene Ontology annotation, biological process: regulation of DNA-templated transcription.
AGAGAUUACAUGUGAAAAGAGAAAUAAAAAUAAAAAUCGAAAAGCUCCCAUAGAAAAAAGAAAAAAAAAAAAACUGACGGCUUCGCGUUUGUCUCUUCCCCUCUACUUCCGAUUCCAUCGCAAAUCGUCUCCGCCUCUCUCUCUCUCUCUCUCUAGGGUUUGCUUCCGCUCCUCGUUUCCCCCAGCUUACGUUCCCUGUCAUUCGCCUAAUCUCUAGCUCCUGAUUCAUGAGGUGAACAUUACGAUGGAUUGCAAGGAAAAUGGUGUUAGUAGUGACCCUUCUGUGUGUGCCGGCGGCGAUGAGAAUCUCACCUCUGCGAAGGCUGACGGCGAAGAGAUGGAGUUGUUAAUCACUUGUCUGGAGACUCCCCUGGCUGCAUCAGUUAUAAACCCUACGAUGGAGGAGGAGGACGUUGAGCAAAUGAGAGACGGGAACAGUGUCGGUAAAGAUGAAGAUGAGGAGAAAUCUGAUGCUGUUUGUUGCGUUGAUAAGGAGAGUCAGAAACCGGGAGUGGUUUCAGAGGAAGCUCGAGGAUCGGUUUCUGAUGCUAUUGUACCUGGUGGCACAGUAUUAUUACCCAUAGGGGUCAAUGAAACAGGUACUGAGCCUGAUUCUGUGGAAAAGUUUGAGUCUUUGGGAAACGCAAAGGAGAUAGACAAUGAUGAUGGUGGUGGUGAAGGUGAUGGGUUUAACUGCACCUUUGGUGGUGGAGGUAAGGAAGGUGGUAGCGAUGCUGGCUUUUCUGAUGAUGUAUCUCUCAUUCGGAGUUGUCCGUUUCCAGAUUCGGUAUUGGAUUCUGGGGGGUUUGGCUGCAGUGAGACAGAGAAUCAUAUGAAGUCUUCUGGUGAUAUUGAUGGUAAUAUGCCUCUCGCAGUAUCUCCUUCAUUAGCUGUUCCAGAAAUGUUUAGUAAUAACGACGGUGGCCCACGUUCACAUGAUCUUGAUGACGUCGUAGACACAGAGACGAUCAAUCCAGAUUUGAGGUUGGUACAUGAUGAUGAGCUUCAUACUGAUCUUUCUGAGAAGAAUGAAACACUGCUAAAGAACCACGUGGGGAAUUCAUCAAGUGAAAGUGAUGUGGCCGCUCUGAGGAUGAAUAAUGAUGUGGCUGCUGAUCCGAGAGCUCAAAAUUUCAGUCGGAUAUCACCCUUAGAGGAAAACACCUUUGGUGUGGAAGCCAACGCCCCUAUUACCGACCCUUCUCUGGUGAGGAGUUUUCCAUUGAAGUUUGGUAAUGGAGGCACUGGAGCUCGUAAUCCUGAAAACGCAGUGGACUCGAUCAGGAUAGUAGAUGGCAAUGGCAGAAUAGGUGGUGAAGUUGCUUCUGCAUCUGGGACUAGCGAGUCUUCACCGCAAAGGAGGUCCCGAGCUGGUAAACAGGGUAAUAUUUCGCAGACAAAACGGAGUGCUCCUCAUCCGAGAAAAUCCUCUAGAAAGAAACAGUCAGAAAGAAAUUUGGAAUCAAUUUUUAACUGUUCGAAGCAGAAGAGGAGCUCUGUUUCAAAACCAGACCGUUCGUCUCAGUGGGGAUUACCAUGCAGGACCGCUGAAAUCUUCUUACAGAGCAAUAAUAUUCCUUAUCGUAGACCUCCACAACACGAAGCAAAGCAACCUCAGAACAAUCCUAAAAAUGGAGAGCAUAAUAGUUCCAAUAACGGAUAUUUAGAAGGAUCUAGCAGAAACAUCCAAGCAUCAAGUGGCUCUUGCCUUCGUUUGAAAGUUAAAUUUGGUAAGUCAGGUGGCCAUAAUCCUUUGAACCUUACAGUCUCUAAGGUCAGUGGCAACUCUUUGCCGGCUGGUGGUAGUGUUAAGGCCGGAACAGGUUUAGAGUUUCCAGGGCCAGCAGAUGUUGUCGAGGAUAAACUCCAAACUGGGAAAACUAGAGAGCAGUUAAAAGAGAAAAACAAUCCAGUGGAGAAACUUUCAUGCCGGCUGUCACCUGAUUCUAUUACGGAUGAGAAAAAGAACCAAGACGCUGAGGGGUUAUGUAGGAAGCUAGGUGGUGAUGUUUUAGAUGAGGGUACACACCUUUCCUCCAGUAUAAUGGUUGAAGAGUGCGAGAGGGCCACUGGAACCCGGUCCCUGGACGCUGAAACUUCACCAGAUUCAGAAGUUAUCAACUCUGUGCCUGAUUCUACUGUCAGCAAUGGACUUAAAGAGGAUUUGCCUCAUGUUUUUUUCAGCACUGCAGAGGACAUGGUCAAUACGAACAGAGGACUAGAAAAGCAAGAUGAAUUGCUUGCUUCAGCGUCUCCUUUGGAAAAUGGUUCACAUCUAAUUCCAAACGCCAAAAAAGGUAAACAACCCAAGUCAAAAGGUAAUGGAACAAGAAAAGGGAAAUCCAAGUCCAAGUCUGCCAAAGGCGGGAGAAAAAAUGAAUCUCAUGAGGGGUUAGAGCAACACAACUUUAAAAAUAGGAGUGCUGGAAGUGAUGAUAGUAAUGAUCAUGAAGUAAGAAGAGUGGAGUCUCACGAAGCAACAGGUGCUCUUUUAGACGCUAAUAUUGGAAAAACCAUUAAUGGCGGCGCCAUAACACAAGAUGUGAUUCAUGAGGAAACGGUCUUGGAGCUUACUAUUGAGGAUAGCUCUUCCACAGAGAGUGCCUGGGUUCGUUGCGAUGAUUGUUUUAAAUGGCGACGUAUACCUGCUUCUGUGGUAGAGUCAAUUGACGAGAGCUCGAAAUGGAUUUGUAUGAACAACUCAGAUAAAGAUUUUGCUCACUGCUCAAUCUCUCAAGAGAUGUCAAAUGAAGAAAUUAAUGAAGAGUUGGGCAUAGGACAGGAUGAAGCAGAUGCAUAUGACUAUGAGGCGGCUAAUAGGGGGAACGACAAGGAACAGAAGAGCAAACGUUUGCCAGGUAACAAAAAGGCGUGCUUCAGGGCCAUAAAAACAAACCAAUUUCUUCAUCGUAACCGUAAAAAUCAAACUAUUGACGAGAUAAUGGUUUGUCACUGCAAACCACCACCUGAUGGUAGACUGGGUUGUGGAGAAGAAUGUCUCAAUAGAAUGCUUAACAUUGAAUGUCUCCAUGGUACCUGCCCUACUGGCGAUCUAUGCUCAAAUCAGCAGUUUCAAAAACGGAAAUAUGUUAAGUUUGAGAGGUUCCAAUCUGGUAAGAAGGGGUAUGGCCUGAGAUUGCUUGAGGAUGUACGUGAGGGGCAAUUCCUUAUUGAAUACGUUGGAGAGGUGCUUGAUAUGCAAUCCUAUGAGGCUCGUCAGAAGGAUUAUGCUUCUAUGGGUCAGAAACAUUUCUAUUUUAUGACUCUGAAUGGGAAUGAGGUAAUAGAUGCUGGUGCAAAGGGAAAUCUAGGGCGUUUCAUUAACCAUAGUUGUGAACCUAACUGCCGUACGGAAAAGUGGAUGGUGAAUGGUGAAAUUUGCGUUGGAAUAUUCUCCAUGCAAGACCUUAAGAAG